UCAGAUGAAAUAAGUAUACUGUGUCGAUCCUUCUAGCCCAUUUGUGUUCGAUUCGAUAUAGCGUUGUAACCUUUUAAUUAUAGUUAGUGCCGCUCCAGAAACACGAUUGAACCAAACAUAAGACCAAACCAAAACGUGAUCCAUCACGACCAAGUAUUUAUCUAGAAUUUGUUUCGUCCGAUUCAAAUAGCACGGGAGAAAUCGAGACUACAAGUUAUAUUAACGCAGUUUCUUCCUUCAACAUCAUGGCAGAGUCCAUUGAAAAAACUGCUGAAACAAACCAAUGGACGCAAAAGAUUCAAACAGUAAAACGAACAUCCAGCAUCAAUCGCACAGCUCAGCUUGUGAGAAGUACAACUGUUAACGAGAUAACAGAGAAAGAUCCACUUGCUGUAGAUUUUAUUCAAAUCAAGAAUUACGAUACGCAAGAUAGGGCAUCUACGUGUAUCCGGUCCGGCCCGGCCGACCCAAACACCGACGUCUUUUUAUCUGAGCAUUUAUCCGAACCAUUUAAUUCUGCGCGAGCCUUGUCAAUGAUGAGACAAAAUCGGGACGUUGCAACCGGCCCAUUGACUCCGUCCUUACCUACAGUACCUACAGUAUCCGUAGAUUCUCGCGUACAGAAGAGAUCGACUGAUGCAAGACGCAGAAAAGGCGGUGUCGUUCGUGUAAGAACACCUGGCGACGGCGAAUGCGAUAAGAGAAAAACACAAUCAGAAUCGUUUGCUCGAGAAGACGAAAUAAAAACAAAUAAUAAAAUGUACACAGAGGCCAAUGAAACCACGUCAAAUGGAAUCGCAAAGGUAUUUUCCACCAGCAGGCACUACAGUCAAUUAAUCAAAAAAGGCCAACCUAAUGUUUACUUGUUGAACGCCAAGGAAACAUCCAUUGGUGAGGAUUUCCGUUGUUUCGACAUCGGACAGCCGGAAGGUACACCGUCGUCAUUCGGUAUGCAAAAUCACAAAGUCAUCAUCUUGAUGGGCGCCACCGGAUGCGGCAAGAGCACGCUCAUCAACGGAAUGGUCAACUACAUCCUCGGCGUCAAAUGGGACGAUCUGUUCCGCUUCAAAUGUGUCCGUGAAACGACCACCAGGAAUCAAGUGCACAGUCAAACGAAUUCGGUGACAGCUUACACACUUCGCCACCAUGACGGGAUGGCCGUUCCGUAUUCGAUCACGAUUAUCGACACGCCCGGAUAUGGGCACAUAACAGAAAACAAAAGAGAUAGAGAGACUACGCGCAAAAUUCAGGAGUUUCUGACUCAACAGGAGACUCGUGUCGACGAAAUUCACGCAGUCUGUUUUGUGGCCCCUUCGGGAAACGGCCAAUUAACGGCUUCCCAGCGUCAUGUUAUAGAUUCCGUGCUGUCCGUUUUCAGUAAAGACGUCAAGGAGAACAUUCGCCUACUUGUGACGUUCGCAGACAACGCCCAUCCUCCCGUAGUUGAGGCCUGCCUGGCUGCCAACUUUCCUGUUACAUCCGCGUCGGCCGGAAUCACGUUCAGCAAAUUUAACUGUUCCGUCCUCUACGCGUCAAAUCGGCAACAUGAAGAGGACGGCCCUUGUUUCGACGAAUUAUUCUGGGAUAUGAGCCAAGAGCAUUUUCACAAAUUUUUUACGAUGUUGGAAGGAAUGAACGGCAAGGACUUGAAAUCAACUCGCAACGUCAUCCAGAGUCGCAGACUGUUGGAACAGUCGUUGAAAGACAUCGAACAAGAGUUGGAAGUCUGUUUUGCCAAAAUCGAAAAUAUGGAAAUUUUCCAAAGGAAAAUGAGGGAAUACGGGCACAAAAUGGAGACUGAUACAAAUUUUAGCUUUGAAAAGACGGAAAUGCGCCUCACUGAAAUGUUUUGCGAAAAAGGAUUCUUUGCUUACAACUGUCGUCGUUGCAGUGACACUUGUGAAAAGCCAAACAAACUAAAAUAUUCAGAAAGGCAGCAAAAAAGAAAAUGCGAGUUCUGUACUUGCCCGGCUUCAGAACACGAAUACCAGCAAUUCGAAUGGCGUCUGACUCCAGUUAAAAUUACGACGACUCCGAAGGACAUGAAAGCCGAAUACGAAUCGAAUUACGAUAGGAAAGUCUUUGUUGAGCAACUUCUCGCUGACAACUUGGACGAAUUGAAUGUGGCGAAAGCCAAAGUAUUUAGUUUGCUGGAACAGAUGGGCAUCAAUGUCCGUUCACUGGAAUCGACAGCUCUUCCCUCAAAUGCGCUCACUCCGUCCGACUACCUGAGUCUGAUGAGAAGCCGUGUCGCCGAGGAACAAGCGCCCGGUUACCUGACACGAUUAGAAACAUUAACGGAACUACAGAAUUGUUUAGCCGCCGAUGCAUCAGCCUCUGCGUUAUAUAAGACGACACAUAGUAUUCCUGAUCAGACUCACCGAUUAUCUAAAACCGAUGGAGCAACUCAGAAAGUAAAUUACGGAUUCACAACAUCUCAACACGUUAAUAAUGCUGACGACUAUCGGAUGGCUACUAUAAAUACCGCUGGUGCUUCUAGCAAUUAUUCCUCUGGAUAUCAUACAAGAACUGCUACUGGCCCUAGCCUCAACCAAAAUCAUCCUGUUUAUAAUUUAAUGGAAAGAACAAAUCCAGAGAAAGGAGGGGCAGAUUUUUUCGGCGAAAAUAAUCAGUCGGUUAUGACAAGACAAGUGACUGCCAAAUGCGAUUCUUUGCAAACGCUCAAAACGCACGGAUUACAUCGAGGAGAUAAGUUAAACCAGUGGAAUUCCACAAUUCCACAAGAGAAUUGUUGGAAAGAAAAUGUUAGCGAUAAACAAGGCGAAGGUGAUAAACAUGAGGUACAAACAAGUGCCAUUAAAGCAGCGAAUAAAUUUUCAGCAGUAUAUGAUGUACAACUUCAAUUAGUAGAACAAUCGCUCAAAGUCGCUGAAAAAGAGUUGGCAACCACGCAACAGGAAAUUUCAGACAAAAUAGAAAUUAAAUCGAAUGCGGAUGCCAUAACUGGAAGUGCGGAUACAGGGCAAGAUUUUAUUGUCCAUGAAAUUGAGAAAAUGAAGGUACAUGAUAUUGCAGAAGGGAGACCGUCAAGCACAGCAUCCACAGCAGCCGAUUGUAUCCAUAAGAGUUCUGCUGCUGCUGGAGAGAAGCAAAUAAAACAACGAAGUGACAGCAACGACCGGGAAACACAUGCCGAACAGUCUGAUCCAAAGCUCAAUAGAUUCGAAUCCGGAUUGCAGUUGAAUUCCGAACGUCAUGUCGGAAAUCAGUUCGAUUCUUCACGUGAAGAAACAGACGGAACUACUAAAGAUGGAGAAACGCGUUGCAAAAUCAACACUGACAAAGACGAUACAAAACAAGAAAAGAGCUACGACGAUGGAAGAAGUGGAAUGAAGCACAAAGAGUCUCCGUCAAAUCGAAGAAUCGCUGAAAUAUUUUUAGAUACCAGUGAACAAUUUUGCACAUUAAUAAAAAAGGGCCGGCCUAAUGUUUACUUGUUGAACGCAGAGGAAACGUCAACUAGUGAGGAUUUUCGGUGGUUCGACAUUGGGCGAUCUCAUAUUUUCGCUUUGCCAUCGAAAAGCAAUCGUAAUCACAAGGUAAUUAUUUUUAUGGGCGCCACCGGAUGCGGCAAGAGCACGCUCAUCAACGGAAUGGUCAACUACAUCCUCGGUGUCAAAUGGAACGAUCCUUUCCGCUUCAAAUGUGUCCGUGAUGAUGAAACGACCGCCAAGUACCAAGCGCACAGUCAAACGAGUACAGUAACGGCCUACACUCUUCGCCACCAUGACGGGAUGGCCGUUCCUUAUUCGAUCACGAUCAUCGAUACGCCAGGAUACGGAGACACGAGAGGAGUUCAAAGGGACAAGGAAAUCACGCGCAAAAUUCAUCAAUUUCUGACUCAACCGGAAACUCGUGUCGACGAAAUUCACGCCGCAUGUUUCGUGGCCGCUUCCGGAAAUAGCCGGUUGACGCCUACCCAGAGCUAUAUUAUAGAUUCUGUGCUGUCCAUCUUCGGUAAAGACGUCAAGGAGAACAUUCGCUUGCUGGUAACCUUCGCAGACAAUGCCCAUCCUCCCGUAGUUGAGGCCUGCCUGCUGGCUGCCAACUUUCCUGUUCCAAUCACGUUCAGCAAAUUUAACAGUUCCGUCCUCUACGCAAACAACGAACAUCAAGGAGAAGACGAUUUCUGUUUCGACGAAUUAUUCUGGGAUAUGGGCCAGGAGAAUUUUCACAAAUUUUUCACCAUGCUGGAGAAAAUGAACGGCAAGGACUUGAAAUCGACUCGCAACGUCAUCCAGAAUCGCGGACUGUUGGAAAAGUCGUUGAGAGACAUCGAGCAAGAGCUGGAAGUUUGUUUUGUUAAAAUCGAAAAUAUAGAAAUAUUCCAAAGGAAAAUGAGGUUAUAUGGGCACAGGAUGGAAUCUAAUAAAAAUUUCAUCGUUGAAAAGACGGAAAUGCGCCUCAUUGAGAUGUUAUGCGAAAAAGGAUACUUUGCUUACAACUGUCGACGUUGCGGGAAGACUUGCGAAAAGCCUAACAAACUAAAAUAUUCAGAAAGGCUGCAAAAAAGAAAAUGCGAGUUCUGCACUUGCCCGGAUUCAGAACACGAAUACCAAACAUUCGAAUGGCGUUUGACUCCAGUAAAGAUUACAACGACUCUGAAGGACAUGAAAGCCGAAUACGAAUCGAAUUACGGUAGGAAAGUAACUGCUGAGCAACUUCUCGCUGACAACUUGGACGAAUUGAAUAUGGCGAAAGCCAAAGUGUUCAGUUUGCUUGAACAGGUUGGCAUCAGCGCCCGUAAACUAGAUUCGACAGCUCUGCGUUCAAAUGCAUUAAGUCCGUCCGACUACCUGAGUCUGAUGAGGAGCCGUGUCGCCGAGGAACAAGCACCCGGUUACCUGACACGAUUGGAAACAUUAACGGAACUGCAGAAUUGUUUGGCGGCCGAUGCAUCAGCCUCUGCGUCGCAUAAGACGGCACGUAGUUUCCCUAACCAGCAGACGCACCGAACAUCGAACACUGGUGGAGCAUCUCACAGAGGAAAUUAUGGGUCGAAAACAUGUCAACAUUCUCAACACGGCACCGUUGACGACUUUCGGAUAACUAGUACAAAUUCCGCUGCUGGUGCUUCCAAUUAUUCCUCUGGCUAUUAUACGAGAGUUGCUAGUGGCCCUAGCCACCCCAGUAUAAUAAUCAAUCGGCUAUGACAAGACGAGGAACUUCGGAUAGUAAAGAGGGCUACUCUUCCGAUGAUAACAAAGACAAAAAAGGUAUCCUUGCUAGGGCAAGGGAUUUUCUUUUUAACACGUGACUUUUAUUCUUCAAACCGCCAUUUUUAUUGUUGUGCGUUUUUUUUUUGCACUCUUACAUUUGGGAUUUCGUUGGGUUAAAAUUUGAAAUUCAAGAAGAAUUUGUUAAAUACAAAGCUCAUUUAAAAGAAGCUUCGGCUUAUGGAUCAACAAACUAGAAUAAAAGAUGUAAAACAAA
Daphnia pulex (common water flea) is the source of this 5454-nucleotide messenger RNA. RefSeq lists its product as uncharacterized. Lineage: Eukaryota; Metazoa; Arthropoda; Branchiopoda; Diplostraca; Daphniidae. The record is from RefSeq and is a predicted model, not a curated record. The transcript is spliced from 3 exons. Gene Ontology annotation, molecular function: ATP hydrolysis activity; GTP binding. Bases 246 to 5174 code for a protein of 1642 amino acids.